AUGAGUGGUUCGCAGCACGUGUCGAGCACUUCCUUCUCCAUCCUCCACAUUAGGUUCACCGACUUGAAGAUGAGCUCUUCCGAGCCUUCGAGGCGGUUAGAUGCAAGGAGGCUUAUGCAUGUACGUAAGAGAUGGACGAUGGCCUUCUCGGAAAACGGGAUUGAGCGGGAACUGGGCUACCUCGAGGAGAUAGUCGUGAAGGCUGGGAACCGGUGUGCGUUGGCGCACGACAGUAGACUGAUCAGCUCCCAGCAGAAUCCGACAGUCUCGUCUUCCUCGAUUGGCGUGCUGAACUUCUGCCCCUUGCCGGCGGCCGCGAAUAUUAGGCAACGGCCAAGGUUGAGCAGAGAGUCUAUAGGAAGCGUCGAGCUCGUGCUGAAGAUGCUCCCGAUUCGACACUGUUGUAUUAUAGUCAUAUUCUGCUCGAACUCGCCCAUCCCGAGGUUCAAGGCCUCCUCCACGCUCUCCAUCGACAUGAAAUUCAGAAACCUCGCCAUUAUUCCCGAGCCUCGCCGCUUGUUUCCGAGCCUCGCGUCCUUCAGCUCUGGCAUGGGCGAGUUCGGCGCGUUUUCCGGCUCGACGACGGACUGCGGGAGAAGUUUGAGCCUCUUGAGCUUCAGCAGACAGUCGAUGAUCGUCCUCCAUCCGCCCCUGAUCGAGUCCUUGAACAUGUUGGCGAUGGUGAAGACUGCGAGGAUGGCCAUCUUCGGCUUCAUGUCGUGGCUGAACGCCGUCUCCUCGGCCGACGCGUACGGGUUGAGCAGUGUGGUGAACUUGCAGAACGAGCCGAGUAGCUCGUCGAGGACGUCCUCGAGCCCGUACUGCGCCACGCGGGCGAUCGAGAACAGCGCCUCGACGCAGCCGUGCAGCAUCUCCUCGUCGUCCGAGUGCUCGAAGGCCGCCGCCACCGUCGCCACCGCGGGCCCCGCGACGGCCGCAAACAUGUCCCGGCCGAGCCGCCGGUCGAACUCGCACGCGGCGAACGGCUGCGCGGCCUUGGCCCGGUUCACGAGCUGGACCCACCUGCUCGGGCUCAUCUCGGCCGCUGGCUGGCCCGACGAUGACUGGUCAAGGCUGAUUGCGUUCGUGGCGAUCGAGUGGAAGAGCUCGGAGAGGUACUCGCGCGGGAGGUCGCUCCCCCCGUUGAUGGAUCGAGGAUCAUUACCGCGUCCUUGCUGGCGAACAUGUCGGACGACUGCUGGUCGUAGAAUCUCUCCGAGAAGGCUUCGAGGAUGCGCUGUAUCUUCUGUGACUCCCCGGGGAGUCGGAAGCUCUCGAGGUUCGGAGGGCUGUGUCGAGGACCAUGCCCGUGAACUCGAACGUGUCGGUGAACUCCUUGAGGACUCGGAGGUGGAACUCGUCCGGUAUCUUUCUUUUCUGCACCUUGCGGACCCGAACGUAAUCGACCCAUGCCUCGUGAUCGUUCGUUCUGGGCCUUUCGGCCCAGUAAGGUCGGUAAGCAGGGAUUUCGACCGGGUAAGGGCCGGAUGGCGUCUGGUCGUCUUCCUUGUCGAUGUUAUCGGCUAUGUACUGGAAAAUUACGGUGAGGCCCUCGAAGGCCUGAGUCUGGAUGCUCGUGAGGUGGCCGCCCGUGGGGAAGGCGUACUUGCAGAGGAGCUUGCCCGUUUCUUCGAAAACAUUCCGGAAGGUGGGGUCGCAAUCGUAAUUUGCGUAGGCCUCGACGAUAAAUGUCGGCUGGCGGCAGAAGUUUAUGAUGCCCUCGACGGCUACCUCUUGGAGCUGAAGCGGGCUCCCUGGGCUUGCGGCCCGAAACAGGACAAAUGA
Molecule: messenger RNA, 1785 nt
Organism: Striga asiatica
Lineage: Eukaryota; Viridiplantae; Streptophyta; Magnoliopsida; Lamiales; Orobanchaceae
Source: the annotation of a GenBank genome assembly